Molecule: messenger RNA, 3170 nt
Organism: Monomorium pharaonis (pharaoh ant)
Lineage: Eukaryota; Metazoa; Arthropoda; Insecta; Hymenoptera; Formicidae
Gene: Suv3
Product: ATP-dependent RNA helicase SUV3 homolog, mitochondrial
Exons: 14
Coding region: 149-2359 (736 amino acids)
Biological process (GO): RNA catabolic process; mitochondrial RNA 3'-end processing
Cellular component (GO): mitochondrial degradosome
Molecular function (GO): hydrolase activity, acting on acid anhydrides; RNA helicase activity; ATP binding
Source: RefSeq, a predicted model, not a curated record
UAGGUUAGAUUACGAGCUACGCUACCGCAGCUACCGCUGCCGUUGCUGUAUCUGCUCUGAGCUGUAACGCUUCUGAUUCGUGAUUCCUUAUUUCUUUGUAGUUUCCUGUGAUGUUUUAUCAUCAAAAAUUUGUCCACACUUGUGAAUAAUGAUACUUAUGAAAUUUACCAUGGAGCAGCUGAUACGAAGAGGCGUCUUAUCGGCAGUAGUACUCACACGCAGGUCGAGAUCAUUUCCAGUUCUUGGCACAAGUUAUGUCCAGCAACGUAGAGGCAAGAAAAGCGACAGCAAUACAAACUUACCGGAAUCUUUAUUUCAUCCUGUGCCUAUCAAACCAAAUCCGGAUGAUAUAAAUGUUGGUGCUGAAUUAACUGGAUCUUUAUUAAAAAAGACAGAUCUCCUGAAAAUAUUGAAUACCUUCUCGCAGAAGACAGAGAUCAAAGAACUGGCUCAACAAUAUGGAUUGCAUAGCUACCUCCAGGGACAAGCUUUCACAAAUUUUAAACAAUAUUGUUUAGAAACGGAAUCCUUACCUGUGGAUCUCCAUAUAGUACUGAGUGAUAUCCUGCAAGGUGCUGGAAAUGUCACUGACAUUUUUCCUUAUUUUAUAAAUCAUGCCAAGAAAAUAUUUCCGCAUAUCGACUGCUUGGAUGAUCUCAAGAAAAUUGGCGACCUACGUAGUCCUGCUACUUGGUAUCCUCUGGCAAGAUCAAAAAAUAGAAAGAUAAUUUUUCAUGCCGGACCAACAAAUAGUGGAAAGACUUAUCAUGCUCUAGAAAGAUUUAUUACCGCAAAAAGUGGAAUAUAUUGUGCACCGCUAAAAUUAUUAGUUGCAGAAGUGUUUCAUAAGUGCAAUGAAAGAGGAACACCAUGUGAUUUAUUAACUGGAGAAGAACGAAAAUAUGUCAAGGGUCAGAAUAUUUCAGCCAAUCAUUUAUCUUGUUCAGUAGAAAUGGCGAAUUUACAAAAUAAUUAUGAAGUAGCUGUAAUUGACGAAAUUCAAUUAAUGCGUGAUCCCACUAGAGGCUGGGCAUGGACAAGAGCUCUUUUGGGAAUUCCUGCCGAUGAGAUACAUUUAUGCGGUGAAGCUGCUGCUAUAGAAUUGGUAGAAUCUAUAUGCCUUUUAUCGAGUGAAAACGUAGAAGUUCGCAGAUAUAAACGAUUAACGGACCUAGAGAUAGAGAAUCAUGCUCUUGAAUCUUUGAAUAAUGUUAAGCCAGGAGAUUGCAUAGUCUGCUUUAAUAAAAAUGAUAUCUAUACCGUGUCGCGUUCUCUUGAGAGCAGGGGAAAGGAAGUGGCUGUAAUAUAUGGUGGUUUACCACCGGGUACCAAAUUGGCGCAAGCUGCAAAAUUUAACGAUCCUAAAAAUUCUUGUAAAAUCUUAGUAGCGACCAAUGCCAUUGGAAUGGGUUUGAAUUUGCAUAUCCGGAGAAUUAUUUUUUAUUCGUUGAUACAGCCAACAACUAACGAAAAAGGUGAAAAAGAAAUGGACGUUCUGUCUGUGUCAGCGGCUUUGCAAAUAGCAGGUCGCGCUGGACGUUACGGCUCAGUUUGGAAUAAAGGCUACGUAACAACGUUUAAACGAGAGGAUCUGCCGACUUUAAAAAACUUGUUGAGUCAAACACCAGAGACAAUAACAAAAGCUGGUCUUCAUCCAACAGCAGAUCAAAUUGAAAUGUAUGCUUAUCAUUUGCCAAAUACGUCCUUGUCAAAUAUUAUGGAUAUUUUUGUAUCGUUGUGCACAGUCGAUAAUUCUCUUUACUUCAUGUGCAACAUAGACGACUUCAAGUUCCUAGCUGAUAUGAUACAACAUGUUUCGUUGCCGCUUCGUGCGAGAUACGUGUUCUGUUGCGCACCGAUUAAUCGACAAUCGCCAUACGUGUGCACCAUGUUCUUGAAGUUUGCACGUCAAUACAGUAAAAAUGAAGCAAUAACAUUUAACUGGUUGUGUCAACACAUCGGAUGGCCCUUUCAAACGCCAAAAACCAUCCUUGAUUUGAUCCACUUGGAGAACGUCUUUGAUGUGUUGGAUCUUUACCUGUGGUUAAGUUACCGCUUCAUGGAUUUGUUCCCGGAUGCUGAGAUGGUCCGUGACAUACAGAAGGAACUUGAUGCUCUCAUUGAAACAGGAAUAGUUAAAUUAACGACUUUAUUGCUGAACUCUGAUGCAAGUGGAGAUACCGACAGUUUUGAGUUGCAAACACAAAAGCAAAAUUUUUAUAGAGAUUUUCAAAAAACCGGCAAACGUAACAUAGGUAAAGGCAAAUUGACUAAAAGAUUAUUAGAAGAGGGAGUUUUAACACCACAGAUGUUACGCGAACUGGAAUCCGAAUGGAAUUCAACAAAAAAGAAAAAAUAAUAUUAUUGUGUAUAGUAACAAAAUAUUGAAAUUGAUUUAAAAAAAUUAUUUUAUUAUAAAAAUAAUUGACAUGAUUACUGAAAUACAUAAUAAGUGAAAAAACUAAAGAAAAAUAAUUAUGUUAAAAUAAUGUGAGUAAUGAUAUAACUUUUAUUUACAAUGUAUAAGUAAUAGCAAUAUUAUGUGUACAAUUUUUUAUAUAAAAGAAUCAAGUUAUUAUAAGUCCUAUUAUUAUAAGUAUUAUUUUAAUAUUUAACAUAUUGUGUUCAUACAGAUUUAUUCAUGUAUACACAGCUUAAAUAUUUUUUUAUAAAACUAAAACUUUUGAAUUUUAUUUUUUUUCGUAUUACUUUUCUCUAUGAGAUUUUUGAUUGCUCGUUUUAACGUCAUAUUAUCUUCAUUUGUAAAUUGCAAUAAUUUAUUUAAUGUACUAAAUUCUAAUCAUAAUAUUCAAACGAAUUGUUAUUAUAAAUUUGAUUUGUAUAUUGAUCUGUAUAUCUGUGCUUUUUACAUUUAAUAUGAAAUAGAUUUGAAAUUUGGGAAGAAGAAUGUUGAAAAAAAAGGAAUAAGCACAAAGAACGAUUUCGGCAGCUGUCGACAAUGUUAUAAUUAUUUUUGUAUGAAAUUACAUGCCGAUUGUCCGUAGUAAUAGCACAAAAUGUGCACAUUGAACUAUGUAGUCAAAUAUCUAUGAAUCCCGUAAGUAAUGUGCAUGACUUUUUGAGUCUCUUCUAUGCCAUGUCCACAUUUAUUCGAUUCUGUUUCAUGCUAUACUCGUAAAUUGUACAAUUAUAUGCAUUCAUAUUUUAAA